GUAGAGACGAAGCUGCCAGCAUCAAAGUACUAGCUUGUACUUACAUUCUGCUCGUCCAGUCUAUCUUCCACAGAACAUCAUCAUCAAGUAGAAUAAGUCACCAUGACCUCCGUGGACACCAUUCUCUCCUGGUGCCGGGACGGCCAGAAAAUCCGGUUUGCCAUCGAGCAAGCGCAGCAGGAGACGGAACUGUUUCAAAUUGCGGCCCAGUUUGAGCAGGAAAAAGCCAUGCAGGAGUUUUUUCUGAAAGAGGAAAAAAUCCGGGUUGAGGAGGAGCGGGAAUACCGAAAGUUGCGGAAUAAAAGGAUCCGGGAGAUGAAUUUGAACGGAAUAGUAAAUUCAAAUACAACCCGGAACUCAACAAAUGCAUCAAAUGGCGCUCCCGAUCCCCGAUCCAGCACCACGACGCCGAUAUUGUGAGGAAAAAUCCUCCCUCCCCAUAUCAAAACGAAAUUUCUGAUGCUGGAUUUGCGUACACAAAUCAGAUUCGUGUUGCUGGAAAGGACUGCAGGUCCCUAUCGAGCCUGGGGAGAGAGGUUUUAUUUGCCUAGGCGCUUAGCAUGAAAAACGUCCGCGAUGUAGGCCCAACAGCAUGACAAACCGGCUGUAUAAUGCGGCGGAGCCUGUGGAGUUGCCUUCUUUCAACACAGAUGCGAUUUGUGGUCACAAAUCAGCAACGCAAAUUUUUGAAAACGCACCUCGUCAAUAUGGGGAGGGGGGAUUUUUUUACUUUGAUAGCCGAGAUACAACUUUCACUUCGACCCCCGGAGCUCCACGACAGCGGUCGGCUCGUCGCCGCGCCAACUGCAGCUACAGGUCAACAUACCGAACAGCAACACAAAUCAUGCGGCAAUGGCAAAUAGAAGAUCUCCUCGCCAGACUAGAUUUGAGCAGCACCAAGAACGUAGCAACGCAGUGCAGCUGAAAACGGAGCGGUUUUUCCGAAGAAAUAACAAGGCGAAGCUUGCUGGGGUUCUAGCAAAGAAUUCUUCUUGUCAACAGGGUCGCUCUCUGCGGGCGGGGAACAAGCUGAUGCUGGGAAACUACAAUUCUAACCCGAACAGCCCCUUGUCUGCUUCUCCGUCGUCCCCAUCCUCCCCUGCAGCCAACAACAACAAAUCUUCUGGCACUUAUACUUCACCGAAAAUUGCAAAUGCAAACAAUUCCAGCAAGUACAAAACGUUGUUGGAAAGUAUCCGGAAGAAGAUCUCGAAACCGAAGCGGCCAGUGGUGGAGACGACGUCGUUUCAAAUGCCAAACGGGUGGAUUCCGGAUUCGUUUGUGGAAGUCGUGACAACUACGGGGGUGGAGGAGGGAGAGCACUCCGUUUUGAAACACACUUUCUCGUCGCAGUUGCGGCAAAGUUCAAAUAAGCUUUGAGAAUUACAGGAAUUCUUGACGUGCAGUGCUCCAGGAUAUUAAUGAAUUUCGGUGCUAUUUCCCGCCGCGUUCCGUGGACCCCCGCCGGGAUAAAGAUGCUGAGUCAAACAGUGAUCUUCACUUGGCCAUGUCCUGACUGAAGAGUUGAUACUACGUUGUUUCACUUUACGAGUUUCUGUUUCUCAUUCUCUGCUGAUAAUAUUCGAGGUCGAAGCUGAAGAAAAGAUCCCAUCUGAUGAUGGAAAC
Amoebophrya sp. A120 is the source of this 1626-nucleotide messenger RNA. The record is from the annotation of a GenBank genome assembly. NCBI's taxonomy places the organism in Eukaryota, Dinophyceae, Syndiniales, Amoebophryaceae.